UCUGUCAUAUAAAUGUCACUUCCAUCACUCACGAAAAAAUCGAAUAAAAAUUUUGUUUUUGUUUAUAAAAAAAUAAAAAACUUUUUUAAAAUCUAAACUUGUUUAAAAUAAAUUAUCAAUCCUGCAGGACUCAAGCAUGUUAGACGGUUGGUAUUGCCGUAGUUUGGCAAACGAGCAGGCAGCUUCAUCACAAAAUCAAGAUGAAGAAAUCGACCCCAACGAUGGGGAGUCCGGUUCGGAAGAAAGCCAAGACGAGGGACAAGAUAAUUUCAAUAAUCCCGUCGAUUAUAAAACACAAUCACGCUAUUUGAAAAGAAAAUUAAAAUUUCUAAUUUAUGAAAAUGAAUUCUUCCAAGAUGCUCUUCGUUCGAGUCAACGUCGUUUGUUAAAAGUUUCACGUGAUAGAUCAUUUCUGUUGGAUCGUCUUUUGCAAUAUGAAAAACCAGAAAUAACAUCAUCAGAAAGUGAAGAAACUGAAUCUUCAGAUGACGAAGCAAAAGAAGCAAAAAAACGCAAAGCUGCUGAAGGUGCCCCAGCAACUGGGCCAGGUUCAGGCCGUGGACGAAAGAAAAAAGCUACUCAGAAAACAAAAACAGAAACACCCAAAAAUAAUGCUAGCAAUCAACCCGAAGGCCACAUGACCGCCGAAGAAGUUGAAAGACAUUUACAGUCGAGGCAGUCCUUGGCAGAGUUGGUUCCCGAAAGAGCUCCACCAACCGUUCCAACUGAAAUGUUUAGCAAUGAACCAUCAUUGGAUAGUGAAUCUAAUGACCAGAUGAUUGAGACUUCACCCAGUAAUAUUGGAGAAGAAUGUCUUAGUGUGGAAUAUAAUAAUUGAACUCCUUAAAACUUACUUUAAGUUUGUUAAAUAAAAAUAAACAUUGAAUUUAAUCUCGAACAAA
This is a messenger RNA of Episyrphus balteatus (marmalade hoverfly), 902 nucleotides long. RefSeq lists its product as uncharacterized. The coding region runs from base 137 to 838 and encodes 233 amino acids. The record is from RefSeq and is a predicted model, not a curated record. Lineage: Eukaryota; Metazoa; Arthropoda; Insecta; Diptera; Syrphidae. Gene Ontology annotation, cellular component: Ino80 complex; nucleus. Gene Ontology annotation, biological process: chromatin remodeling. The transcript is spliced from 4 exons.